Messenger RNA from Magnolia sinica, 582 nucleotides. RefSeq lists its product as uncharacterized. The record is from RefSeq and is a predicted model, not a curated record. NCBI's taxonomy places the organism in Eukaryota, Viridiplantae, Streptophyta, Magnoliopsida, Magnoliales, Magnoliaceae. The coding region runs from base 1 to 582 and encodes 193 amino acids. The transcript has a single exon.
AUGGUCUUGUACACUCUGAAGGAGAACCAGCUAUACACCAAGUUAAGAAAGUGUGAAUUCUGGGAGGAAGAAGUGAAAUUCCUAGGACAUGUAGUGAAGGCAGAAGGAAUAGUGGUCGAUCCAGUUAAAGUAGAAGCAAUAUCUAGGUGGGAGCAGCCCACUACAGUUGCUGAAGUCCGAAGUUUCCUACGUAUGGCUGGGUACUACAGACGCUUUAUCAAGGAAUUCUUCAGAAUCACGCGACCACUCACUCAACUGACAAAGAAGAGCGCCCAAUUCACAUGGGAUGAGAAUACAGAAGCAGCAUUCCAAGAGCUAAAGAUCAAAUUAACUUCUGCGCCAAUGCUCACUCUCCCACAAGAAGGGGAAAAGUUUAUGGUGUAUAGUGAUUCUUCAAAGUUGGGUCUUGGCUGUGUUUUGCUGCAGAAUGACAUGGUGAUUGCUUAUACCUCUCACCAGCUGAAGAAACAUGAAGAGAACUACCCGACUCAUGACCUGGAGUUGGUAGCGGCAGUCUUUACCUUAAAGAUAUGGAGUCAUUACCUAUACAGAGAGGAUUUUCAGUUAUUCUGUGAUCAUUAG